Messenger RNA from Moneuplotes crassus, 900 nucleotides. Lineage: Eukaryota; Ciliophora; Spirotrichea; Euplotida; Euplotidae. The record is from the annotation of a GenBank genome assembly.
AUGUUUUCUAAAAAUACAAAACAGUGUAAUAUCUACCAAGACUUCAGUUCAGAGGUUUUCAGAGGUGGGCUAGGCACCCUCCACCCGGACAAUGUCUUCACUGCAGUCCUGCGAAGUUGUACUACCAAGAGCAACGUUGAAUUCGAAUUAGACUGGAGCUGUUUUGGAUAUUGCCAAAAUUAUUUAAUCUAUCCUCAUGAGACUAUCCAAAACACUGAUUCAGUAGACAGCAAUCUUACUUGUAUGCAACAAGGUGACUCACAAGGGACCUUCAAAGCAACUGGGAGAAAUAUUAUUCCAGAAAUCCCUGCUCCACAACAAAACAGCAGGAGAAUCCCAAAGCCUAAAAGCUCUUCGCCUGGGAUGGGCUCUUCUGGUCAAUGAAGUCUAAGACCACAUAAGAGAAGGAAAGAUAUUGAGUACAAGUUCAUUCUUCGCUUGCUUAGAAAGUUUUAUAAAAACUUGUUCAAGCAAGAUCACUCAAGAAUAGUUGCCAGGCGAUUCAUCAACUGUAGGAUCCACGAAGUGUUACCCAAAGUUAGAGCUACAUUGCAAGGGAGGAUCUCUGAAGCUCUAAUCACCGAUCGACUAAUCACAUUUACAAUCGGAAUGAUUGGGCUCAAGAAACCGACAGACCUUGACUGUUCGGACAGUCUGAAAUCUGAAGUUGCCAACUUUUUGGAAUGCUUAAGGAGUUUUUCCCACGAUAAAAUCCAAAAGGCUCUACAUUCAACAAGUCUCAGGGUCCUGUGCGAGUACUUCUUAGACAACUGUGACUGCCCACAGACUUCAUAUCUCAGAGAGGACUUGUCUCAAGCAGGUGAUUAAGGUUCAGCCAGACCUGUGAGUCAGCCCUUGCUAGAACAAUUAAGCUUAAAACUUUCUCAAUAAAAAAAACAG